AUGUUCAUUAUCGUCUUUACUUGUUCAUCAUCUUCUUUACUUGUUCAUUAUCUUCUUUAUUUGUUCAUUAUCUUCUUUACAUGUUCAUUAUCUUCUUUAUUUAUUCAUUAUCCUCUUUACAUCUUUAUUAUCUUCUUUACUUGUUCAUUAUCUUCUUUAUUUGUGCAUUAUCUUCUUUACUUAUUCAUUAUCUUCUUUACUUGUUCAUUAUCUUCUUUACUUAUUCAUUAUCUUCUUUAUUUGUGCAUUAUCUUCUUUACAUGUUCAUUAUCUUCUUUACAUGUUCAUUAUCGUCUUUACUUGUUCAUUAUCUUCUUUAUUUGUGUAUUAUCUUCUUUAUUUGUUCAUUAUCUUCUUUACAUAUUCAUUAUCCUCUUUACAUCUUUAUUAUCUUCUUUACUUGUUCAUUAUCUUCUUUAUUUGUUCAUUAUCUUCUUUACAUGUUCAUUAUCUUCUUUACAUAUUCAUUAUCCUCUUUACAUCUUUAUUAUCUUCUUUAUUUGUUCAUUAUCUUCUUUACAUGUUUAUUAUCUUCUUUAUUUGUUCAUUAUCUUCUUUACAUGUUCAUUAUCGUCUUUACUUGUUCAUUAUCAUCUUUACUUGUUCAUUAUCUUCUUUAUUUAUUCAUUAUCUUCUUUACAUAUUCAUUAUCCUCUUUACAUCUUUAUUAUCUUCUUUAUUUGUUCAUUAUCUUCUUUACUUGUUCAUUAUCUUCUUUAUUUGUGCAUUAUCUUCUUUACAUAUUCAUUAUCUUCUUUACAUAUUCAUUAUCUUCUUUAUUUAUUCAUUAUCUUCUUUACAUGUUCAUUAUCGUCUUUACUUGUUCAUUAUCUUCUUUAUUUGUUCAUUAUCUUCUUUAUUUGUUCAUUAUCCUCUUUACAUCUUUAUUAUCUUCUUUAUUUGUUCAUUAUCUUCUUUACUUGUUCAUUAUCUUCUUUAUUUAUUCAUUAUCUUCUUUACAUAUUCAUUAUCCUCUUUACAUCUUUAUUAUCUUCUUUACUUGUUCAUUAUCUUCUUUAUUUGUGCAUUAUCUUCUUUACAUAUUCAUUAUCCUCUUUACAUCUUUAUUAUCUUCUUUACUUGUUCAUUAUCUUCUUUAUUUAUUCAUUAUCUUCUUUACAUAUUCAUUAUCUUCUUUAUUUGUUCAUUAUCUUCUUUACAUGUUCAUUAUCAUCUUUACAUGUUCAUUAUCCUCUUUACAUCUUUAUUAUCUUCUUUACUUGUUCAUUAUCUUCUUUAUUUAUUCAUUAUCCUCUUUACAUCUUUAUUAUCUUCUUUACUUGUUCAUUAUCUUCUUUAUUUGUGCAUUAUCUUCUUUAUUUGUUCAUUAUCCUCUUUACUUGUUCAUUAUCUUCUUUACAUAUUCAUUAUCCUCUUUACAUCUUUAUUAUCUUCUUUACUUGUUCAUUAUCUUCUUUACUUGUUCAUUAUCUUCUUUAUUUGUUCAUUAUC
Molecule: messenger RNA, 1452 nt
Organism: Lottia gigantea (owl limpet)
Lineage: Eukaryota; Metazoa; Mollusca; Gastropoda; Lottiidae
Exons: 1
Source: RefSeq, a predicted model, not a curated record